Messenger RNA from Pseudomassariella vexata, 1280 nucleotides. Its product is annotated as concanavalin A-like lectin/glucanase domain-containing protein. Bases 279 to 1280 code for a protein of 333 amino acids. NCBI's taxonomy places the organism in Eukaryota, Fungi, Ascomycota, Sordariomycetes, Amphisphaeriales, Pseudomassariaceae. Gene Ontology annotation, biological process: fungal-type cell wall organization; carbohydrate metabolic process. The transcript is spliced from 3 exons. Gene Ontology annotation, cellular component: fungal-type cell wall. The record is from RefSeq and is a predicted model, not a curated record. Gene Ontology annotation, molecular function: hydrolase activity, hydrolyzing O-glycosyl compounds; glycosyltransferase activity.
CCCUGGCGGAGGAUAUUUCCAGCUGGCCCAUGCCAGCACGUAUCCCAAAUAUCAGGAGCAUUAACAGGCCACAUCCCGAAACGCAGUUGCGAUCUGCGCCGAGAGCUCGGAUAUAGGAGGAGGAAAAGCGGGGAUGGUCAAGAAAGAUUCGGCGUACAAGUAGAUCAUCAGCCCUGAUGUCUUGUGCCAUGCGGGUUUCUUGACGGACGACAUUGUUUCCUGGGUUCAUUCCUCUCUUGGCAUCACCCUAUUCACUCGUUCAAGCCACAUUCGCUACCAUGCAGAUCCGUCGCCUGGCGGCUUUGGCGUUCGCCUCUUCAACGCUUGCGCAGACUUACACAGACUGCAACCCGACAAAUGAAACAUGUCCCUCAGAUACCGGUCUGAACCUGAGCACCUACUCCGUCGAUUUCACCCAAGGCGCCAGCGAUGACUGGAACAUGACCUACGGCAGCGUAAGCUACGACUCGAGCGGCGCCGCCUUUACUAUCACCGAGUCGGGCGACGCCCCCACCAUGCAAUCCAACUGGUACAUCUUCUUCGGCGUGAUCACAGUCCUCAUGCGCGCCGCCCCGGGCACCGGCAUCGUCAGCUGCGCGAUCCUCGAGUCGGACGACCUGGAUGAGAUCGACUGGGAGUGGCUUGGCGGGUCGGUAGACGAGGUCGAGACCAACUAUUUCGGCAAGGGCAACACGACGAGCUACGACCGCGCUACUUACGUCGACGUGACCGACUCCCAGGACACGACGCACAACUAUACCAUUGAGUGGACCUCCGCUGCGACGACGUGGUACAUUGACGGGACUGCCGUGCGCACGCUCGCGUACGCCGAUGCAUUGGAAGGGGAGAAUUACCCGCAGACGCCGAUGCGGGUGAAGCUGGGCCUCUGGGCUGGCGGUGACAGCACUCAGAAUGCGGGCACGAUCGAAUGGGCGGGUGGUGAGACGGAUUACGAUGAUGGUCCGUUCACCAUGUAUGUUGAGAAGAUUGAGAUCACCAACUACAACCCUGGCUCUACUUAUACGUACGGCGACAAGACGGGCGCCUACUCGAGCAUUGAAGUUGACAGCUCGGAUGCCACUAACUCGACGAGUUCUACGUAUGCGUCCAGUAACAAUGGGACCGACAUUUCGUCAUCGUCCAACUCGACUUCUUCUGGCAACUCCUCGACUUCUUCUAGCAGCUCCUCGACUACGGGUACUUCUGGUGCGAGUAUUACGGUAGCCGGCUCGAUCAUGUUACGGGUGGUUGUGGCAUUAGCCUCGUCCAGAGUUUCAUGA